This is a messenger RNA of Oldenlandia corymbosa var. corymbosa, 3320 nucleotides long. The record is from the annotation of a GenBank genome assembly. Lineage: Eukaryota; Viridiplantae; Streptophyta; Magnoliopsida; Gentianales; Rubiaceae.
CACGUAACAAGAUUUCUCUCUCAACAUAUGGAUAAAAGGCCAACCAAACCAUUCUUCAUCACAAAUAAAACCAUAAAUUACUUUUUUUUCUCCCAAAAAAAAAAAAAAAGACACAGUCGGUGAAUGACUUCAUUGAUCGGGGGGUGGGGGGCUUUCUAGAGUUGAGUAGUUGACUUCUCCCCUUAAAAAUUGUAAAAUCAACCCUCCAAUCACAGCAUAACACACCAACAACAUUAUCCUCUGAUGACGUGCAACCCCAGAUGCAAGAACGACGACGGCGGUGGCGUUGAUCAUUGGAGGAGUCCGACGACGGAGAUGAAGGUGAUGAUAGCUUGCUAAGCAGGCGCGCGAAUCCUCGGGUACUGUAUUAAUUACUAUUCACAUUUUAUAUUGCGACAAUUUUAUCUAUACUACGAUUACAUUCGCUUAAUUAGGUUAUGGGUAUCAAUAUUCGCAUGGAUGAUUAAAGAAAGGCCGUCUAGCUAGUUUAUUGAUUUCAAAAUUCUCUUGGUGAAAUAUUAUCAAUCAAUCCUGGAUUCUCUGGUUUAACGGUCUUAUCAAACUCAAACUGAAAUUUAUCUUCUUAAUUAACUUGUAUAAUUCGUUUGCUUAUUUAGAAUUAUAGUUUAUGGGACCCAUUACCCAUUCCUACUGUUCUUGAUUUCAUUCAAUUUUUUUUUUUAAUAUUACUGAUACUGAAUACACUAAUGAAAAGCUUUUGUAUCUUUGUACUAUCUGUCCUUGGCCUUUUCGUUCUCUUCUACUAUAAAUUUAUGAAUAAACAAAGACACAAAGUGCAGUUGCAAGGUAUUUUGUCUCAUUCAUCCAUGAAAUCAGCCACGAUUUGGACCCUGCAGUUUUUUUUCAACAUCUUUGACAUUCAUUUAACUUGCAUUGUUGUUGCAGACCUACAAACUUGGGACAAUGUCCACCAUUGACCGUGAGAAUUUCAUCACCAACUCCGAAAAUAAGCAAAAUGGAUCAUUCCAUCUAGUAAACCAUUCCAGGGGCAGUGGCAGUUCAUCUCUCAGAAGGCAAUCAGUAGGUUGUUUUGCCGAUCAAAUAGAUGAUGAUGAUGAUGAUGCAGAAUCUGCAUCAGUUUCUGAGGCCGGAGACAUUGGUGACCGUUCCUUCCGGAGCAGCAGAAAAUCUUGGAGCGGCAGAAUCCUCUCCAUUGAUAAAUUGGUGGAAAGCAGUACAGUGAUUCCAAUAUCCGACGAUGCUUCUCAAGGCGCCGUGAGCUUAAAUGAUGCAACAGUGCCUCCCUUGAGCUUAACUCAAUCUGUUGCAUCCCGAAAUGAAAAUAUCCAACCAAAGGAUAACAAAGCAAAUAGGGAAGCAGAAGAUAUAUGGAUUCUAGAGUACAUUUCAUGCCUAAUGGUUCUCGGGUUAUUUGGAAUUCUUGGGGUGAUCACGAGGUACUAUCUUCAGAAACUUUUUGGACCUGGAGUGAUUGGCGCUACAAGUGUUCAUUCUUAUAUGUAUCCUGAUCUUGCCUCUAACAUGGUUGGUUCCUUUUUGAUGGGUUGGUUAGGCGUGGUUUUCAAAGGAAAGAUAUCCAAGUUUUCAAACACUUUGGCUAUUGGCUUGACAACUGGUUAUCUUGGAAGCCUUACCACGUUUAGUGGCUGGAACCAGAGCUUGCUGGAACUCAGCAGCGUUGAAGGCCGAUGGGUUUUUGCAAUACUCAGCAUUGUCGUAGGCCUGCCUCUCAACAUGAUCUCAAUCAUUGUGGGGAUUGACACUGCCAAAAUUUUCCAAUUGCUGAUGAGAAAGAAGUGGGGUAAAAAGCUAAAGUUUUUGAACCCAAAUUGCAGUUGGAAUGUGGAGGGUUACCCUAAAUCUUUGUUAGCUACAUUGGUGCUGCUCUUCCUAUUUAUUAUGGUUUGGUUUAUAUGUAUAACUUUUGAGAUCAAGAAGUUCAGAAGUUCAACUCGUGAUGCUCAGCUUUUGUUGGCUUUCAUUGUUGGACCUUUAGGCGUGUGGAUUCGCUGGUUCCUAGCUCGUUUGAAUGGACGUGGCUUGGGUAAAAAAUCUAGAUUAAAAUGGAUUCCAUUCGGGACUCUUGUGGCAAAUAUUCUUGCUUCUUCAUUAAUGGCUGCUCUUGCACUACUUAAGAAAAUGGUACGAUUCUUUUGUUGCUUCCGUCAUCUUGAUUUCCAUUUCCAGUUAGUUGCUACCUUAGAUAUACAAGUAUUUUGCUACACUGUUAAUCACCAAUGUCACAUUACUUCCACACGUCGUCUCAAUUUUAGAUGGCAUUGUGUGUCUUACGAUCUGUGUUUCACUUAUGCUGUUAUACGCCAAAGUAAAACUGCCAUUUUCACAAUAUUUCCUAGUGGGUGAUUAUUUACAUGUAGUACUGUUGCAAGUGUUGUGAAAACUUUUUAGUAGGGAGGUUACAAUACACAAGUCCGCACAAAGAUGUGAAACUAUACAUACAAUCUAGUUUGAAACAGGUCUGACCUUUUUAAGUUUUUUAAGGUAUAUGUCUCCUCUUUAAGCUAUUAAACCUGACAUCUUCCUCCUCAAUUGCUGAUACUUCGAUCAAUCUGGACGAUGCUGAUUCAGGGAGAAAAUGAUGCAUGCAUUGUAGUAGCAACAGGAAUACAACUAGGAUUUUGCGGUUGUCUAAGUACAGUUUCAACUUUUAUUGCUGAGUUUGAAGCAAUGAGACAGAGCAGUCACCAUUGGAGGGCAUAUGUUUAUGGUUUGGGUACUAUACUUAUCUCCUUUGCCCUGGGAACCCUUAUUUACUCAACACCUGUUUGGAUCAAGGGCUAUAAAUAGAUUUCCCUGGCGGCUACUUCCAAAAGUCAUUUCAACUUCAAGUACCAAGGUUUGGAUUCUUUGAUGUUUGCCUUGGAUAUUUGCAUCCUCAAGUAGGUUAAUAGAGAAGAAAAAUUGCUGAGUUGAUGGACCUUCCAGCUGCUUGAGAAAUACGGUACAUUUUCUUGGAAGAUUUCGUCGGCCAUUUUGGAGUUGUCAUCUAUCUUUUGUAUAUAUAAUUCUACAGUUAACGUGGCUAAAAGAAGAUUUAUCUAUAUAUUUUGCAUUUUGGGGGGAAACAGAAAUGGUUUAAUGUUCUGUGUAGUGUAUGUUGUAAACUUUGUAAUGGUUGGUAGAGUAAGAUUGACAGAAUCAAUGAUUAUUAUUCUCGAGUUAAUGUGACAGAAUCAAAUUCACUCUUAAUUAUUGUGGAUUCUAGUCAAGUAAUCCCUCCGUCCCAUAAUUAUUGUACAGUUUGAGUUUUCAUUUUUAGUUCAAAUUGUACUAAAAGUGAAAUAUUAAAUUGGACAAUAAUUUUGGGACAGAAGGAG